Physella acuta is the source of this 2651-nucleotide messenger RNA. RefSeq names its product cell surface glycoprotein 1-like. Lineage: Eukaryota; Metazoa; Mollusca; Gastropoda; Physidae. The record is from RefSeq and is a predicted model, not a curated record.
UUCAUCUAGAUCUAGAUCUAGAUCUAAACCUCAUCUACCAACGUAUACCAUCUGUUGUCCAAGCUACCGUACACCAAGUUAUUCAUCAGAACAUCGUGAUGAGCCACUAACAUCAGUCCGUGUGUCCUAUCAUGCAGUGUCAAAUGAUCUGCCCGCCACAAGAAAGGGAACCAUCUUCUCCUGCGCCCUGCCUACCAUGUUAUUCCUCCCAUUCAUGGCAGCCAUCCCAUUCUUGCCAGCCAUCCCAUUCUUGCCAGCCAUCCCAUUCUUGCCAGCCAUCCCAUUUAUGCCAGCCAUCCCAUUCCUCCCAUUCAUGCCAGCCAUCCCAUUCUUGCCAGCCAUCCCUUUCUUGCCAGCCAUCCCAUUCUUGCCAGCCAUCCCAUUUAUGCCAGCCAUCCCAUUCCUCCCAUUCAUGGCAGCCAUCCCAUUCCUUACAUUCAUGGCAGCCAUCCCAUUCUAGCUAUUCCUGCCACCGAUCACUUUCCUGGCAGUCCUGCUCUUCGUGCUUUAGGCCGUGUACUCCAUGUCAGACCAAUUCGUGUCGGAUCAUCUUGCCAUCCGAACCGAAGCCGAGUGUUUUUGACGAUCUAAUAGGUCAAAAAAAUUUCAGCUGCGUUGGCAAUGUCCUGACUUUCUUGGCAGCAUUUUUCGUUUUUCUUUCUAUAUUAGAAUAUCUUACAUACCAUGAAAUAGGAUCACACGCCAAAAAACUACCUGAACUUUACGUGCAAGGAGCCGAAUUUGAACCAGAGCCAUAUCAUGAACCAGAUUACCAUUAUUUUGAAGAUGAACCUGGACCAUGUCCUGAACCAGAACCUAAAUACGAACCAGACCCUGAAUAUGAUCCAGACGCUGAAUAUGAGCCACGUUUGACUAAAGCCGUCCAACCUGAACUUUACGUGCAAGAAUCCAAAUUUGAACCAGAGCCAUAUCAUGAACCAGAUUACCAUUAUUUUGAAGAUGAACCUGAACCAUGUCCUAACCCAGACCCUAAAUACGAACCAGACUCUGAAUAUGAGCCAGAUCUUGAAUAUGAGCCAGAUAAUGAAUAUGAGCCAGAGCCUGAACCAGAGCCUAUAUAUGAGCCAUGGUCUGAACCGGAAUUUGAAUAUGAGCCAGGGUCUUAUCCAUACGACAUAGAAACGUAUCCUGAUAGUCGAUACGAGUCGAAUCAAGAUGAGCGUGAACCCGACACUGAAUUUGACCCUGAUAAUGAAAAACAAGCCGUGCCAGAAAUCGAAGAACCAUAUGUAGAAGCGGAGCCAGAACCAGAACCGGAGCCGGAGCCCGAGUCAGAGCCGGAGCCAGAACCCGAGCCGGAGCCCGAACCGGAGCCUCAACCCGAGCCUAAACCGGAGCCUGAAUCUGAACCCGAGCCGGAGCCUGAACCCAAGCCAGAGCCAGAGCCUGAACCCGAGCCCAAACCUGAACUUGAGCCUAAACCUGAGCCUGAACCCGAGCCUGAACCCGAGCCAGAGCCUGAGCCAGAGCCUGAACCGGAGCCUGAACCGGAGCCCGAACCUGAACCGGAGCCUGAACCUGAGCCAGGGCCCAAACCUAAGCCAGGGCCCAAACCUAAGCCAGGGCCCAAACCAGAGUCCGAGCCGGAGCCGGAGCCUGAACCUGAGCCAGGGCCCAAACCUAAGCCAGGGCCCAAACCUAAGCCAGGGCCCAAACCUAAGCCAGGGCCCAAACCAGAGUCCGAGCCGGAGCUGGAGCCUGAACCUGAGCCAGGGCCCAAACCUGAGCCAGGGCCCAAACCUAAGCCAGGGCCCAAACCUAAGCCAGGACCCAAACCUAAACCAGGGCCCAAACCUAAGCCAGGGCCCAAACCUAAGCCAGGGCCCAAACCAGAGUCCGAGCCGGAGCCUGAACCCGAGCAGGAGCAUGAGCCAGAUCCUGAAUCCGAGCCAUUGCCUAAGACCAAACUUAAACCCCCGCCUAGCAUACCGUUUAUUCAACCUCCAAGGUUACCGAGUAGAACAAUAUGCUGGAGCGAUACAUUUUACGGGGAAUGGAGACGUAAAUCACUGAACUGGUUCAUGUUCCUCCUGUUCGGCCGCUUUUGACAACAGUGUCAUGUAACAGGAACCUGGACCGAAUGGUUACCUCGACAAACACGCAUCCUUACACAGGUCUCCGCAACCUUUGCACACUCACAGCUUACCAAAGACUUUCUUCACUCGGUAUCAUGUUUUCUUUGGGGUUACUAAGACUUACCAAGUCUUUCAUUUUCCGUGGCUUUUGCUGUUUGUGAACGUCUGACGAUUUACAAUGACCUUUUCUGCGGUUAAUAUUUGCCAGUCGUUUACCUAAUAAUAGUUGCCACAGAUCUUUUUUUUAUGCGGCUAACAUUUACCAGUCGUUUACCAAAUAACAGUUCUUUUUUAUUCCGCUAACAUCGUUCAUUUUGUGUCAGCGCAAUAGGUUGCGGAGCUCUGUUUGAAGUAUGUUCGUAAAUAUAUAUGAUAAAAAUUGAAUGAAUUGUCUGGUGGAUUAAGAAAAUGGUCCAAUUUUCAAAAGUUUAAAACUUGUGGUUUAAAAAUCAAGGUGUACAUGACAUCUAUAGCAAAUAGAUAGUAACAAAGAAACGUAAAAUUAAAUUUUAAAAUGUCAUCAUUCGUUUUAAAUUGUAUUCAACGAAAAUAUAA